AUGGUGUUGUUGUUACUCAACUGUGGUGAGUUAAUUUCUGUUAACUUCCUGAGCGAAAAAGAAGUAGGAGGGGCUACUGAGAUGGUCCAGUUGAUAUGGUUUAAAGAUAGUUUAAGAAUGUUUGUUUAACAAGUCCUUCACCAUAGCAGUUAUUCUGAGUGCAUGUUGUGGGUGACAAACUAUUCCAGUGGUUGGAUGUCCUCCCUCUGGUGUGAAUUACUAGUGAUAUUAUGUUUGAUACUGGAGCUCUGAGGCAUGUGUUGAAAUCGCUAAGCAGUUUUGCUUUGAAACAGUGUGCCAAUGCUUCUAUCACUUUGUCGGAAGCAUGUGAUCAAUGAUGUCCGAUGCUUCAUUUUGUCAAACCACCUGAUUGAUUUGUUAUUGGUUGGGUAGGAGACAAAAAGGCUACCCUGCACACACGCUACAGCGUUUGGGACAUCAUCUAUAAUCAUUUGGCUGCUCUAAAUUAUUUGGACCAGCAGGUGGCACUAGUGUACACUCUUUAUCAAAGUCUCAUAUAUCAAACCUAUUUUUGACACAAUUGGCUGGAAAUGCUCAAUGCUUCAGGAAGUUUCAUUUCUCCAUCACUAUAAAUUACUAAUCACUUUACAAACCAGCAUAUUGUGACUUGCAAGUGCCUCCUGCAGCUCAGUUGGUAGAGCAUGACGCUUGCAACGCCAGGGUUGUGGGUUCGACUCCCACGGAGGGCCAGUAUGAAAAAUGUAUGCACUCACUAACUGUAAGUCGCUCUGGAUAAGAGCAUCUGCUAAAUGACUAAAAUGUAAAUGAUGUGGCCCAAGGGCCAUGAUUUUCAGACACUGAGGCAGUCAUUUGGUGAAGGCUUUAGAACUGAAAGUUAUUGAAUGCAACAAUCAUGUCUCUGUCACUAACGGACACAAUCAUGGGUGGGUAUCUCUCACAUUCAUUCGAAAAGCAUGCUGGGAAAUAUGCAGUGUUUAAACAAUUCUGGUCGAAAGUAGUGUACUAUGUAUGGAAUAGGGUGCUAUUUGGGACUCAGACUGUGUUUAGGGGGAUAAUGAUGAGGCGAAUAAAGGCUUUGGGCCAAAACUAGUUUGGAAACCAGUUGGUUAGGAAAGGGGACAACAGCUGUGGGUAUUUGUUUCUGACAUAUUGUAUAUCUUGGAUGCUGAGAAUGUGAAAACAGAUGUGGUACUGUAACUGGAAUGAUGAAUGAUUUGCUAGCUAUUGCUAAACAGCUGACCAAUCGGUGUCAGACACAAACACAACAAAUAGUUCAACAGACCAUAAACACAUUUCAAAUCCUAAUCGUCAGUUAUUUGAGUACAGAAACCAAGGAAAACCAUCUUGACCGUGACCUGACCUGAGGUCAUUUCUAUCAUUUCUACUUCUUCCUUCUCUAGGUGAGAAGGGGGACAGCGGCCAGCGAGGACCCUACGGUAAAUCCGGCAAGUCCGGCCAGUCCGGCCCCCGUGGGCCCAACGGUAUCAAAGGGACCAAGGGGAGCGUAGGGAUCCAGGGUGAACAAUGCAAGGUCCAGUACGCUGCCUUCUCUGUGGGCCGCAAGAAGGCCAUCCACUCCAACGACUAUUACCAGACUUUAGUGUUCGACACCGAGCUCGUCAACCUCUACGGCCACUUCAACAUGUUCACUGGCAAGUUCUACUGCUACGUGCCGGGGAUCUAUUACUUCAGCCUGAACGUGCACACGUGGAACCAGAAGGAGACGUACGUGCACGUGAUGCAUAACGAGAGGGAGGUGGUGAUCCUGUACGCCCAGGCCAGUGACCGGAGCAUCAUGCAGAGCCAGAGUCUAAUGCUACAGCUGGAGGGAGAGGACCAGGUGUGGGUCCGGCUGUUCAAAGGCGAGAGGGAGAACGCCAUCUUUAGCGACGACUUUGAUACCUACAUCACCUUCAAUGGACACCUCAUCAAGCCCAAAAGCGAGGGGUAAGGGGGAAGGGGACGGUUGGGUGUGUGUCCCAAAUGGCACCCUAUUCCCUAUAUAGUCCACUACAUAGGGAAUAGAAUGCCACUUCGGACGUAUACGAGAAGGAGACCACAUCUGAAGAAGAUUGGUUCACAGUUCGUAGAAGAAUAUCUCCCUGUUUUUCUUAUUGUGUCUUUUUUAUGUGUGUUGUAA
Molecule: messenger RNA, 2122 nt
Organism: Coregonus sp. 'balchen'
Lineage: Eukaryota; Metazoa; Chordata; Actinopteri; Salmoniformes; Salmonidae
Source: the annotation of a GenBank genome assembly